Molecule: messenger RNA, 1496 nt
Organism: Labeo rohita (rohu)
Lineage: Eukaryota; Metazoa; Chordata; Actinopteri; Cypriniformes; Cyprinidae
Gene: dydc2
Product: DPY30 domain containing 2
Exons: 8
Coding region: 137-853 (238 amino acids)
Source: RefSeq, a predicted model, not a curated record
AGAACGUAAACAAAACACGCGUCAUACAAACCAACGUGUUUACGCUUUAAUACGAGCGAUAGAGCGUAAUUUAACAGCGUUUUUGUGUAUUUUAGUGAGUAAAUACAGCUGUUUCAUAGGUUGAUCGUUUGCUCGGAUGGACUCGCAGUACGUGAGCGGGACUCUGGCGGUCUGUCUCUCUCAGGGACUCGCGGAGCUGCUCGAGCAGAGGCCGCCGGAUCCCAUCGAGUUCCUGGCGCUCUGGAUCCUCAAAUACAAGCACAACCAGGAGCUCCAGCAACAGAAAUUAGCUUACCAGAGACUGUUAGAGGAGGAGCAGCAGCGGCUUCAAGCUGAAAGUCUCCAUCAGAAACUCCUGCAGGACGAGGAGACGCGGAUCAGAGCCGCACAGGAGCAGAUCCAGCAUGAACCUGAAUCAGCAGACGAGAGCAAACUCAGUCCUCCAGAUCAGGGUGAAGAUGAGCAGACAGAUGCUGCACAAGAUCCUGGAGAUCAGACGGAGUCAGAGUCAGUGAAAGAGCCCACAGAUCCACCAGCAGAAGAUCAGGAGGCAAAUAAGGAGGAAUCUGGUGAAGCUGUUGCAGGUGAGGAACAAACCCCUGAGAUCCUGAACACUGACCAAUCACAGUCUCAGGAGGAGCACAGCGACACACAGAAGGAGCCAGACGUCCCAUCUGAAGAGAACAAAGCUGAUCCUGAGAAGACAGAAGAAGACUCUGAUGAGAGACAGAUGGAAACACAGGACAAAGAAUCAGGAAGACCUGAAGAUACUGAAGAUGCGUCAGGACCAGCAGCGAGACCUGAGGAACCGGACGACGGCGUCCAACCACAGGAGGAAGAGGAUAAAGCCUAAACGCCAAUAUGAUUUCAUGCAUAUUGAUAUUAAAUUAUAGUUAUGGUUACUGAACUUUUGUGUUGUGUUGUAUAUAUUGACACCCAAACUGACUGAGCAACUACCUACAAUGCCUUAGUAACCACCUAGAACACAAAAAGUGUAAUUCUGUUGAGUUUUUAAUUAAGUUCAUCCAAUUUAAAUUUGGGGUUCUUAUGAAAAAUGGGUUUUAAAUAUCUUAUUUAGUUCUGAUUUAAAUUUCAGCAACUCAGGUAUAGUUUUCACAAUGAAAGUAGUCAUUUAAAAAAACACUCAGAAUGCCUCAGAAACCCUGAGCUGCUGUUCUGCUUCAUUAGCUGCGUGAUAAGCUGUAAUCGGUGUGAGAAAUCAGUGCAGACGGAGCGAAUGUUUGUGGGAACAGAGGUCAAUCUCCUCCCAGCUUGCACAACCACUGGAUCCAGAUCAGCAUUCACCGCCGCUGAGCUCCAUCAAGACCUCGUGAGCUGCUGAACACUGGUCAUCAAACCACUAGAGAUCCAUUAGUGAAGGACGGACACGUCUGGAGACACUCAGAAGAUCCUCAGCUCUGCUGUGAGCGUUUGUGAGCGAUGGAGCCGGUGACCCGCACCGUCAGCUCUCUGGGUCUGACCGUCAUCGAGGCGUU